Molecule: messenger RNA, 1894 nt
Organism: Osmia bicornis bicornis
Lineage: Eukaryota; Metazoa; Arthropoda; Insecta; Hymenoptera; Megachilidae
Exons: 1
Coding region: 462-1586 (374 amino acids)
Source: RefSeq, a predicted model, not a curated record
UUUUCUGUGUUUAUUAUAUAGAGUAAGAGGGAAACAGGUCAAACUUCGGUAGUGUAUUUUAAUACUUCUGAGGAUGAAAAAAAGAAAAGGUCGUAUAAUUAUAUUUUUAUUUCUGAUGGAAACUUAAUACUCUUGGAUUCCUGAUGGAAACUUAAUACUCUGAUGGCUUCUAUUACGAUUUUGAUAUUUCAUUUUUUAUGCCAUUAUUCUUUAGUUCACUAAUUAUAUGAAAUAAUAUAAAUUAAGAAUGGGGAAUCAUUUGUGUAUAACACUGCUGAAUAAUCAUUUGAAUUUUAUCGUAAUACGUUGGUUACCGAGGAAGUAAGAUAAAACACCACUUCCUUGUGUGUUGAACAGGAAUCACAGAUUUUUUCCUUCGUUAGUAUUGAAUAUGAGCUAGAGAAUAUCGCAAGGUUGCUAAAGUGUAGUGGAAAAGUAUUUUAUAUAAUUAUAUUUUGAAAAUGAGCGAAAAGCUUGCUGUUAAACAUAAGAAUUCAUUGGCUUUAACGAAGCACAAGUUAUUGCACCAAGACAGUGGUAGAAAAAGAUGUUGUUCGUGUUCGAAACCGAACAAACUUGCUAUAUUUUCUAUCACAACGUGUUGUAUCUUCGUUGUUUAUUGGAUCAUAUUAACACCUCUGUUGUUCAGUCUUCCUCAUAAUUCAUCCUCGCAAUGGUCUGCCGUUUGGUUUGUCUUGUAUUGGUUCCUGGCAUUCUUAGUUUGGCUCUUUAUUAUGUUAUGUAUCAUAGUAAUUUGGAGGUGUUUCGAUUCUAAACACGAUGAUAUGAAAUUACAAUCAUACGGCACGAAUGGUUCCUCAAAACCGGUACUCUUAACCGAUAGCGUAAAAUUGAAAGACAUAAAACAAGAUGAUGAAUAUUUGAAUGAUUUACGUCCUGAUAAAAAUGAUAUUGUUCACGAUCAAAAAGACAUAAAUAUUGUUGAAGAACCUCAUGAUAAAAUCAAGAAACACAAAGAUCUUCCUCCUCUCGUAAUUCAUCGUCGUAAUUUGGGAAAUGAUAUCGAAUGUGCUGGUACAGUGAGUAUAGAAAAGAUUGACGAAAAUGAAGAUGAAAAUAUAUCGAAAUCAGAAGUCAGUAGUCUGAAGGAACAAAGAGAAUCUAUGAAAAGUUACUUAAAGUUAGUAACAGUUACUCCUCAGGAUGAAAUAGAUACCAAGACUCCAAAAGCAUUGCUCUCGCCGAGAGAAUUAUUUUUUAUUGAUCUUAUAAGAGAAGCAGAAAAGGCUGAGCAAAGUAGAGGGAAUAAUCCUGCAGUUACAGAAAGGAAACAUUUCUUUCCGAAUGAUUUUCCUUCAGCUCAUAAAGACGUCGUUAAAAGAGAUUUGAAUGAGAGGAAAGAUUCAGCUGAAGCUUCAGAUAAAGAACGCGAAACAAGCUAUUUUAUCGCGGACAUAGGAAGUCCAAAAAGUGAAAAAGCAGAAGUAUUUUUGGAGAUCAAACCAGACUCAGAAUUAGCUAAUCAAUGGAUUGUGAAUUUAAAUGAGGAGAAGCCAGUACUCAUAUUAGAAAAUAGUGUUAAGAACGAAAAUACAGAGGAAAAAGUUGUUUUAUUCGAAGUUUAAUUGAAAAAUAUCUUCUAUUUUGAUAAAAUAUUAGAACUUUUAAUUAUUAUUAUAAGGAAUUAUCAUUAAGUAUCACAUAAAUCAUUGUAAUUCAAUAGUGAAUAGUGACUGUAAAAUAAGUAAUUAUGAAGAAGAAAAUUCACAGAAGUUUGAUUGGAGAGAAGUAUGAAAUAUUUUUAAUUGAAUAUAUGCAAUGUCAAUGACUUUCUUCCAGAUGAUUGUUGCCUGUUACCAAAUCAAAUUAUGAUACCACAAUUGCACCAGGGUAGUAGCAUUAUGGCUAUAGCUACUCCUAUACUUUUUUAUCA